AUGCGUCUCGCGGCGUGGCUCGUGUAUCUCGCAUGGCUUGCGGCGGCUGUAUGCGCGCAGCAGUGUGUGCGCGUGCGCGUGCAGCAUCCGUGGUACAAUAGCUCGGCGGCACGCUCGGCGCCGAUGCUCGAGAUGCUCGAAUCAGCGCGUGCGGUAUGGACAGACGACUAUUUCUCGCUGCUCUCGAUGCUGUGGUCUGAAAAUGGCAUCCACACGCAGCUGCACGUCGCGUAUGACGAUGCGCCUCCUGCGGCACUGUACACCGCAAUUGAGGCGCUGCUUGUCUACCACACGCGCAGUACAGACGUGUUUGCCGAGGCGCAUUUGGACGAAUGGCGCGCAAACAUUGCGCUGCACUCCCAAGCGGCCAUGGUGGCGGCGCAGUACCAGCUGUACGAAAGCAUGCGCCUUGCAGCCCACGCUCCAGGUUGCCGCUCGUGGGUGCACUGGCAGAAAAAGGCGUACUGCUCUGCAGCGCAGCUCCGCGCCGCCGUCUUGCACGAUUUGGCACAUGGAGCGUGGGCUGCGUCCAACGUGUACCCCGACGACGCCGUGUAUGCUCCGCGCAUUUUCUCAGAGCACGCACCGGUGGUCGUGCUGUAUGCGGACCCGUACGCGCCGGAGAAUGGGGCGAUGCACGCGGCGCUCAUGCAGCUUGCCAAGGAUGCGCCACUGCGGUACGUGCUGCGAUGGAAGCCAUCUUACGGGCGCACAGGUGAGCUUGCGCAUGCCUAUAUUGGCGGCUACGGCAUCGCGCUGCACCUGAAGAAGGUUGACUACCUUGUCAUUGACGACCGCGCGGUCGGCGCCGCAGCCGAGCCCAUGUUUGACGCAGCGUCCGAGGCAUCCGUCCGCAAUGCGCAGCGCACCUUUACUUCCGUGCAAGACGAAUUGUACGCUGGAAGUGCGCAGCGUGCAAGCGUCGCGGAAGCCGUCGCCGCACAGGCAGACAUCCCCCAAGAGUACGUUGCGAUCCUUGGCUUUGCCGUCUCGCACCUCGUCCUGACCUCGACCGAUCCACUCGAAACGCUCGAGGAACUUACACGCAACUUUCCUGCGCAUGCAGCCGGCCUUGUGCACUACGUAGACCGCAUGCCCGUCCCAAACCCUAUCCUCGACACGCUGGCCGGAGAACAGGCGCAAGCAGGCAUGUGCGCCGUGUGGAUCAAUGGCAAAGAAGUGGACACGCAUGCUUUUACGCCCCUCGGCAUCCUUCCCCAGCUGCACGCCGAGCGCAGCUUGCUGCGCAUGUUCGCCGGGCCCGAACUUGGCAUCAGCCCUUCCGACGCAUCUGCUCUCCUCACCGACAAGCACCUUACCCGCGCAUUCCUCGGCCACGAAGCGGCUUUGUUCGACGCGAGCGAUCGGGUCGAGUCGCGCGACGCGCCGCUGGUUGCGUGGAUAAACGAUUUGGAGGCGUACGCGGACGUGUGGUACACAAACUUGAACGUGCUCCUGCAGCCGCGCUUUCCGGGCCAGCCGCUGAUGCUUGCAAGCAACUUCUUCAACCUCCUCGUCCUGCCCGACCUCGGCCUCCCCACCGCGUUUCGCGUCUUGGCUGGAUUGGUCCAUGCACAAGCGGACCCGUUGGGCCUCCACAUCGGCGUCAUGCCGCUGGUGCAAACCCAGCGCGAUGAGACGCUUGCGGCGGUGCUUUGGGCGGCGAUCGAGCGGCUUCCCGCGCCCGCGCUCGGCACACUGCUUGAUGAGUAUGCGGAGCGUACUGCACCGCUGGAUCCGAGCGAAGCGCGCGCUGCACUUCGCGAAAUGCUCGAGGUGUAUUCUGUAGCGCUCGACGAAGAGGACCAUGCAUUUUUCCGCCACGGCACGCUUCCUGCCGCGACAGCGCAUCGCAUUGCGAUGGCGCGUGCCUACAUGGCGCGCUUGCACAUUAUUCCCCAGGGUCUGGGCGCCGCGUUUAUGAACGGCCAGGCUAUACCGCUCGACCGGCGCGUGCUGCAAACAGCACUGGGUCUGCAGGUCGAGCAGACGCGCCUCGCUGCCGAAGCAAUUAUGCGCGGCGAAAUUUCGAAAGAGCAGGCGCCGACUUACUUUUACGACCUGCCCACGACGCGCAAGUCGCGGUCCAAACUUGUAUCAGCGAUGGAAGAAGACGCACAUACAUACAUCAACCUUCCCCACGUAUUCAGCGCACUGCGCAACCAAGAUGCAGCCGACACCUCUUCGCAAGACACCGAACUGAACGCCCUGCGCGAUUUCGUUUACUCGGGCGCCGCAGCGCCCAACGUGACUGUUCGCGUAGUGGCAGAUUUCGACGCGCCGCAAGGCACGGCGCUCUUGCAACGCGUCCUUGCGGCUGCGGUGCACGCCAGCGUGCCUUUUCGCGUCGGCACAGUGCACAUUCCCACGAAACCGGUGCACAGCGCCUCUCUUUCCCACUUUUUGUACUGCGCACAGUCGCAGCGCGCAUUGCAAAAAAUGCCCGCGCACGAACUCUUGCACGCACUGGAGCGUGCAGGCGGCCUGGAUGCCCUAAUAGAGAGCUACGGCAUUGCCAAGACUCCCGCCGCGCACGCCGACGUGUUUUGGCAGCGCGCCGCAAAGCAGUUUGUCCAAAACGGCGUGGACGUUCGCCAAGGGCCGUCACUUGUAAUCAAUGGCCUCGCACUCAACAACCUCGAUCCUGCUUCGUUGGACGCUGCAGCGCUAAAUGCAGGGAUUGCAUGGGAGGCCACACAACAUGCAGCGCCGGUGGUACAAGCAGCGCCGAUCGAGUGCGACGCGCACUCGCAAAACGUAGAGCUCCUUGCGUCGCUGCUUGGCACUGCCUUUGCGACACCGGAAGCAGCACAUGGGAACUUUGCGCAAGCGCCGCCGGCGCGUAUUAAUUUGACCGGCAUCCAGUCGCAGAACCCCGCUGCAUUUUCUAUUGGCGACGCUGGCGCGACCGUGCAUGUCACCUUGCUUUUAGAUCCCCUUGCGGACGACGCGCCUGGUCUGGUUAGCACAGCACAAAUGCUCGCUUCACUGCACGAUACACUGGUGACUAUUGUCCUGAACCCAGCUCACACAGCCUCGCUCCCUCUCCAAAAGUUUUCGCAGUUUACCGCCCAACCGAGACCUGCGUUUGACUCGCACGGCGCACUGGUACCGACGGGCAUUGACAUGCACAAUCUACCGCCCAGCGCCGUGCUUACCAUGGAACUGCUUGCUCCGCGCAGCCUUGUCGCCAUGCCGGAUGCGGCGGUGUACGAUCUAGACAAUCUGCGACUCGCGGACUUGUCCACGGACCGUGUAGAAGUGGUGUACGGCGUGAAGAGCAUCCUCGUCGAAGGGUACACUAGCAGCGGUAUCGCGCGUGUUCCUCGCGGCCUUGCACUGGUGCUUCAUGCAGAGGAUGGCCAGGCGCUCGACACGAUUGUGAUGGAGAAUUUGGGCUACUUUCAGUUCCGUGCACAGCCUGGUGUAUGGCGUAUGGACAUUCAUGCGGGGCGUAGCAAAGAUGUGUAUACCAUGACCAGUACUGGGACGCACAGCAGCGAGCAAGGCCUCAGCGUGGCACAUCUCCUUGGCAAGACGCUUUAUCCCACGUUUGCCAAGCGCGCAGGCAUGGAAAAUGCUGAUUUGGUGACGAGCUUGGAUGUGGAAAAUAGCGGCGCUUGGACGGCCUUUUUGCAGCGCAUCAAGCACGCUGCAACAUCGGCGUGGCAGCGUACGUUGCCGGCUACGACGCCGCAUGCCUCGAUUAAUAUCUUUACCCUUGCGAGUGGCCACCUCUACGAGCGCAUGACCUACAUCAUGAUUCUCUCUGUCUUGCGGCAUACCAAGAGCACGGUCAAGUUUUGGUUCGUGGAAAACUUUUUAUCACCGUCGUUUAAGCGCUUUAUUCCGCACCUCGCCGCUGCCUACCACUUUGAGUAUCAGCUUAUUACCUAUGCCUGGCCGGAAUGGCUCAACAAGCAGACGGAAAAGCAGCGCAUCAUCUGGGCGUACAAGAUUUUGUUUCUUGACGUGCUCUUUCCUUUGGACCUCGACCGCGUCAUUUUUGUGGAUGCGGACCAAAUUGUGCGCACCGACUUGCAGGCGCUGGUCGAUAUGGAUUUGCAGGGUGCGCCGUAUGCGUAUCCGCCGAUGGGCGAAGACAGCGAGGAUAUGGAUGGAUUCCGGUUCUGGCGCCAGGGCUACUGGAAAAACUUUUUGCGCGGUAGGCCCUACCAUAUCUCUGCGCUCUAUGUCGUCGACCUGAAACGCUUCCGUGCGGUAGCGGCAGGAGAUAUUCUGCGGAAAAAGUACCAGAUGCUGAGCAUGGACAAGAACAACUUGGCCAACUUGGAUCAGGACUUGCCGAAUAAUUUGCAGACUGUGCUCCCGAUCCAUACUCUGGACAAGACAUGGCUAUGGUGCGAGACGUGGUGCUCCAAUGACUGGCUUCCGCUGGCGAAAACAAUCGACUUGUGCAGCAAUCCAAAGACCAAGGAGCCCAAACUAGACCGUGCGCGCCGCCAAAUCCCAGAGUGGAAUGCACUCGACGAGGAGGUGGCUGCGCUUGCCAAGUCCGUUGCGGAGGGCGGCCAAGCGUUGGUACAUGAUGAGCUGUAG
Molecule: messenger RNA, 4560 nt
Organism: Malassezia vespertilionis
Lineage: Eukaryota; Fungi; Basidiomycota; Malasseziomycetes; Malasseziales; Malasseziaceae
Gene: KRE5
Product: killer toxin resistant protein
Exons: 1
Coding region: 1-4560 (1519 amino acids)
Cellular component (GO): endoplasmic reticulum
Molecular function (GO): UDP-glucose:glycoprotein glucosyltransferase activity
Source: RefSeq, a predicted model, not a curated record